AUGUCGGAGGCAAAAACCGCAGUCGAUAUCCAGGAUGAGAGCCGCCUGGCCCAGCUAGGAUACAAGCAAGAGUUGAAACGGGACUGGACUUUGAUGCACAAUUUUGGCGUGUCUUUUUCGAUUAUUAGUGUCAUCACGGGUAUCACGACGUUAUUCAGUUAUGGACUCACCACAGGCGGACCCAGUACCAUGAUUUAUGGCUGGAUUGUUGUAUCGUUAAUGACCUUUUCUGUUGGCCUGAGUAUGGCUGAGAUUGUCUCGGCGAUUCCGACUUCAGGUGGUCCCUAUUUUUGGUCGGCCAUGCUAGCUCCAGCCAAGUAUGGUCCCUUUUUAUCGUGGUUAACAGGGUGGUUCAAUUUUGUCGGACAGUUUGCGGUCACAACUGGAAUCAGCUUCGGGUGCGCAGGCCUCAUCGCAACAGCGGCGACGAUCAAGACAGAUUUCGAACCCACAGCAGGCAAGACUCUCGGGAUCUACGCGGCAAUUCUGGCCAGUCACGGGUUGGUCAAUACAUUCGGGGUCCAUGUAUUGCGAUAUCUCAAUAAUACGUCGAUUGUGCUGCACAGUUUGGGAGUGGGUAGUUUGGCAAUUGCGGUCGUCGCAAAGGCACCAACACAUCGCUCCGCGGCGGAGGUGUUCCAGCACUUUUAUGAUGGCACCGGUGACCCAGGCUGGUCGGAUCGAGCCUCUCCAGCGUAUGUCGCUAUUUGCGGAAUCCUUCUCAGUCAAUACACUAUCACAGGAUUCGAUGCUUCUGCACAUCUGUCGGAGGAAACUCACCGCGCCGACUGGAACGCCCCCAUUGGCGUCCUGAUGUCUAUCGGUGUCUCCGCGAUUUUCGGGUUCUUCCUACUCCUCUGCCUCCUCUUCUCUAUACAAGAUUUCGCGGCCACCAUUGACCCCGACCAGAACUACGGCCAACCAGUCUUUAAGAUCUUCGUCGAUGUCUUUGGCGAGUCCGGCGCUCUGGCGUUGAUCAGCUUGAUCAUUCUCUGCGUUUGGCAUUGCGGACUCUUCAGCCUGACUAGUAACAGCCGCAUGAUGUUUGCCUUUUCGCGCGAUGGCGCUCUCCCCCGGUUCUUUGACCACGUCGACGAGCGCUUCAAAAGCCCCAUCCGCACGGUAUGGCUGGCUGCAUUUCUGGCGUUUUGCCUGGCCCUGCCGUCGCUAGGAAGUUCGGUCGCAUUCUCGGCAGCGACCAGUAUCGCGACAAUCGGAUUAUAUCUCAGUUAUGCGAUGCCGAUUCUCAUUGCGGUGAUUUGGCCCGCGAAUCUAACCAAGGGGCCGUUUGAUCUGGGACGAUUUUCGUGGCCCGUGGGCGUGAUUGCUUGUCUGUGGGUUCUGUUUAUUACGGUGGUGUUUUGCCUUCCGACUGCGAAUCCCGUCACCGACCAAACGCUUAACUAUACACCUGUGGCGGUCGGAAUCGUCCUUGUCGGCACGUUGGGUACGUGGUUUCUCUGGGCUCAUCGCUGGUUCCAAGGGCCGAUGCGCCAGAUUGAAUUGGAGACAGCUGGGGUCCCAAUCGAGGAACAGGCAGUAUUAGAACAAACCACAGUAGUAGAGAAGAUGCCGUAA
Molecule: messenger RNA, 1578 nt
Organism: Aspergillus ochraceoroseus IBT 24754
Lineage: Eukaryota; Fungi; Ascomycota; Eurotiomycetes; Eurotiales; Aspergillaceae
Exons: 7
Coding region: 1-1578 (525 amino acids)
Biological process (GO): amino acid transport; transmembrane transport
Cellular component (GO): membrane
Molecular function (GO): transmembrane transporter activity
Source: RefSeq, a predicted model, not a curated record